AUGUGUAUAUAUAAAUCUUUAUUAUUUCUAAUAUUCAUCAAAUUUGUUAAGUGUGCAGAUAGAUAUCCCUAUCACCCAAAUGAUACUAGUGAUGUUGGAGAAGAAAAAAAUAAUGAAGAUGAAAACAAGUUGGAUUUAAUAGAAAAGGAGUUACAAAAUAUUCUUACUGAUGAUGAUACAUUGGUAAAAGGGAUAAAAAAAAUACUCAAAGAUGAUUAUCAACCAUCACCACAACAAGAAUAUGAUCCUCAUUUCACUGAUUAUGACCCAUCCGGACCUUAUGGAUAUAAAUCUCAAUAUGAACAACAAAAUAUAGAACCUGGUAAUACAGAAUCAUCUUUAUAUCAACAAAAUUUUUAUUCCGUGCCUUAUGUUUAUCCUGAUAUUACUUGUCCUCCAUUACCUAUACCUGUUAGUCAACUACUAAUACAAGACACUCCCUUAUCAGAACAACCGACUACUAAUAUAGCUUUUGAACCUCAUUUACCUUCUGUACCAGUAGAAAUAUUAGCCGAGCAACAGCCAAAUAUAGAACCCAACGAGCCUGAAGAAAGUAAAUUUAGUUCACCCGAUCUAAAGACCAGUAAAAUACCAGAAUCUGUUCCUUUAAAUCAAACUACCGCACUUAAACAGCCUGUAAAUACUGGAAAAGGUUCAUUGCCUAAACCUAGGCCUGGAUUAAUAUAUUUACCAAGGCCGGGACUAUUGCAAGCCCCUAACCCUGCUAUAAGAUUUCCAACUCCAAGUUUACCAAAUAUUCCUUCAAAGGAAAUGUAUAAACCAAAAGAACCACAGCCUCAACAAACUCAACCAAUAGGAUUACAUCUAACAGUUGAAGUGGAAUUUAACGUAACUCAAACCCAACCAGCAAAACCUACUGAAAUGGUUAAGGAAUUAGAGCCAGAACGUGUUACAGUAGAACUGGGAUCUGAUGAAGAAGAUCAAGAUGAUCAAGGUACUGGAGAUGGGGGGAAAGAUCAAAAAUCAGAUCAACCCAGUGACCAACCAAGUGGAUCAGGAGGAGCUGAGGGAGGUGAUGAAAAAAGUGUUUCUGAAGGGUUAGGAUAUAUGGGAUUAAAAUCAAUGAUUUUUUUUAAGAAAGAUGAAAAAGGAAUUGUAGUUGAGAUGAGUGGAUCAGAUUACAAAGUGUUAUGGAAUGAUAUGAGUAAAAUAAAGUUUAAAUUUUAUGAAAAUCUUGAAAUGAUAAUUUAUAAUGGAGAAGUUGUUUAUAACCAUCUUUAUUUCAGACAGUAUAUAAAAUUUUUAAUUUAUAAUAAAAAAAUUAAUGUUUUUACUGGAAACUGUGAAAAGGAGUUAAUCAUAUUAAGAAAAAUGGGUAGUGAAUGGGUACUAAAAACCCGUAAAGUUCCAGAUCAUGUAAAACUAUACAAACAAGAUUUGGGAGGAAAUGAUCAAUUACUAUCUGAAGAGGAUUAUAUUGUUGAACUUAGUGCGUUUGGAUCAGUGAAGUUUAUCAUUAUGGGUGAAAUAAAAUGUUAUAAAAUUACAGUUAAAGAUAUAGUAGUUUGGAAGAAAACAAGAAAGGAUAAAACUUAUCCAACAGUAUUUUGUAUUACAGACCGGUCAAAUAUUUUAGUUUACUUUGAAAAAUAUAUUCUAACGUUUGGAAAAAAGGGUGGAAAAUAUGUACUAAUUGGAUCUAGAAAAAAUGUAAAAGAUUAUUAAUAUUGUGAGUAUAUCAUA
Messenger RNA from Theileria parva strain Muguga, 1704 nucleotides. RefSeq names its product SVSP family protein. The transcript has a single exon. The coding region runs from base 1 to 1686 and encodes 561 amino acids. Lineage: Eukaryota; Apicomplexa; Aconoidasida; Piroplasmida; Theileriidae. The record is from RefSeq and is a predicted model, not a curated record.